Drosophila bipectinata is the source of this 1812-nucleotide messenger RNA. RefSeq lists its product as uncharacterized. Lineage: Eukaryota; Metazoa; Arthropoda; Insecta; Diptera; Drosophilidae. The record is from RefSeq and is a predicted model, not a curated record.
AUGCUCGUUGGUCUCUAUUUCGUUUUGGGGCUUUGGCUUAUUUCCGUUGUUUUGGCCUGGCCCACGCUACCCAUCCAUGGUGACAACCGCGAAUCCCAAUUCCUGCACAACCUAACCAAACAAAUGGCCUCCAGGAACAAAGUCGACUCCUUGGCGCUGUUUGGGGUUAAUCGUGAGAUGCAACGGAGAAAACACAUCCUGGUGGAGUCCCUUGAAGAAUGUCUAACGGAGGCCUUUCAAAAGCCAAUCGUUGUCUGGGGACUGAGGCGCAACAUCACGUUACGCCGCAUCCUUGGCGAAAGGACCCUCGUGUGUGUUAGCAUAAGCAAUGUCUCGCCCAAGGAAGAACCUAUUUUUGAUGUCCUGAUUCUAUUCAUUUACAAGCGAUUGGAAAGCCAGCCACCCACAAUGGAUGAACUAAAGAACAUGUUCUCCUGGUGCUGGCGCCAGAAGUUCAUCAAUGUGUUUGUCACCUAUCAGAAGAUAUCCUUUACUAAUACUUCAGCCGGGAGAAACGUGUCCUGGGAAAAUUACCUAUACACCUAUACGGCUUUUCCGGAGGUUACGGUCAGGAAUCUUACCCAGACGGGCUACCGACACACGGACAUUAUGAUGGACUUUCGCGGCUACGAGUUUCGAGUGCCUGUCUAUCAGGAUGCUCCCAGUGCUUUUUGGCUAUCAGAUGGCAGACUUUCCGGGACCUUUGGCCUCAUGUUCGCCGCCUAUGUUCAUCACAGAAGGGGGCGUUAUCGCCUGGAGCCCGCUGUUGACGUGGACAGGUACAACUACCAUGAAAACCUGAUGUUGGCUGCGGCCCGCGGUGAGAUUGAAAUAGGCGUACAUCCUUAUUCCUCCAUGCAGCCGGGAGCCGAGCGGACGGCGGGUUUUUUUCCACUCGCCCCGACAAACACCUGCGUCCUGGUGCCCUGGCAACAUGAACCGCCUCCGGGUCGAUUCAUCCGGUAUGCCGUCCGGAUAAAUGGAACUUUUCUGCUGGUUCUCCUCCUGGCCAUGACCCUGGCGUGGCAGCUGGCCCGUGGCGAGGGUUUGCGAGGCAUUCAGCUCUCCCUGGUAACCUUCUUCCUGCAACCGAUAUCGGACACAAACUUUCGCAGGCUGGCCGAGCCAUACAAGUUCAUCCAUGUGGCGGCACUCCUGGGAUCCUUUGUUUUGUGGACAAUGCGAACGGCGAACUUAUCCUCCGUUUUCACCUCGCAAUUCCCAGGGUAUCAGAUUGACAGCGUUAAGGACUUCCUGGCCACACCCCUGCGCCUGAUGCUCACGGAAUCGGAGGUGGAAAUGUAUUUCACCGCCGGUAACCUGCCUGUGGCUUUGAGGCAACGCCUCCAGGUGGUCAACAGGUCGACGCUGGUGGAGCACUUGGAUCAAUUGAAUACCAGCUACGCCUACUGCACCACCACGGAGCACUGGAGUGUGGUGCAGAUGCAGCAGGAGCGCCUGGAGAGUCCGCGCUUCCGGCUGGCAUCAAGAAUAUGCACCGGCACCCACAUCCUGCGCUAUCCCAUGCAAUGGAAUUCGCCCUUCCAGCGGAACUUUUUCAGAUUCAGUUCCCUUGCCAAGCAGUCCGGCUUCUGGUCCUACUGGAGCGGCAAAGGUCAGAGAGAUGCCAUUCGAAUGGGUCUGGUGGUCAAAAUGAUGGACGACCAUAUACCCAUUCAUGUCCUGAAUCUAAAGGACUUUGAGUUGCUGCUCAAAAUCUACAUUUUGUCCCUGACCGGUUGCCUUCUGUGCUUGCUGGGGGAGAUUGCUUGGUUACGUUACUGGAGGGCAAGAAUGGGAGCUGGGAGUUGA